UUUCGGCCUUGCUAGUAACUCUAAAUCAUUUAUCAAUCGGUGGCUUAAGGAGCCGCGUCUGGUCCACGCUCUGGUCGUCGUAGCAGAAGCUUUUGCGCGAAACUCAAAUGUAUUCUUGCAUACAGAACUAACCUAUAACGUAGAAUUUUCUGCUUCUCCCACAAUUCGCGGUUCAUUAAGGAUGUUCAAAACUCUCGGCUGCAGUAAAAAAUUAUCCGGAAAUCUAAGAGUAUUAGCACUGAAUAAAUUCACUGGAAAUAGAUGUUCCAGUCAAAAGGCAGCGCCCAACUAUCCACUGCGGAUAUUUUCUGGUAUUCAACCUACCGGUGAUGUUCAUUUGGGAAAUUAUUUAGGCGCAAUACAAAAAUGGGUUGAACUCCAAAACAAUAAUCAGGAUGUCAUUUACAGUAUCGUCGAUAUGCAUUCCAUUACUUUGCCACAAGAUCCAAAAGCAUUGAAGCAAAAUAUUCUUAACAUCACUGCGACAUUAUUGGCAUGUGGAAUUGAUCCUGAUAAAAGCAUUUUGUUUCAACAAUCGACAGUUUCUAUGCAUACCGAGCUGUGCUGGAUUCUCAGUUGUUUGACCACUAUGCCACGUCUGGCACACCUGCCUCAGUUCAAAGAAAAAAGCGCGACAGUAAAAGAUGUUCCUCUUGGAUUAUAUAUUUAUCCUGUACUACAGGCGGCUGAUAUUUUGCUAUACAAGUCAACACAUGUACCAGUUGGAGAAGACCAACUACAGCAUUUGCAAUUAGCUCAACAUUUGGCAAAACUGUUUAAUGGAAGAUUCGGAGAGACAUUUCCAAUGCCUCAUUCAAUGGUCAAUGAUGACAGCAGCUGUAGAGUAAGAUCCUUGAGAGAUCCGACAAAGAAAAUGUCAAAAUCUGACCCUGAUCCCAAGAGCCGAUUACAAUUAACGGAUGAGCCGAAGGUUCUUUUAAACAAAGUGAAAAAGGCAAUAACGGAUUUCACCUCUGAAGUUACUUACGCACUAGACGAAAGACCUGGUGUCUCAAAUCUUAUCAGCAUUCAUUCUUUGUUGACUGGAAAAACUCAUGAUGAAAUUUGCAGAGAAGCCCAAGGGCUUGAUACCGGAAAGUACAAACUAGUCGUUGCAGAUGUUGUUGUAGAAAAAUUAACUCCAAUUCGCGAACGUUUACUUGAUCUCAAAACAGAACCUCAGUACUUGGAAGAAGUUCUAAGAAAAGGUGGCGAGAAAGCAACAGAUAUUGCCUGUGAUUGUUGGCAUGAAGUCAGAGAUAAAGUUGGGUUGGGAAACAGCAUAUUAUCGAGCACGAGUAAACGGGAAGUAGGGAAACUGCAAAGUAGCCUGUGAGUCUGCAGAAAAACUAUUUAUUGUAAAUAAAAUAUUAUUGAUUAU
This is a messenger RNA of Diprion similis, 1381 nucleotides long. It is a transcript of the gene TrpRS-m, whose product is annotated as tryptophan--tRNA ligase, mitochondrial. The coding region runs from base 182 to 1336 and encodes 384 amino acids. The transcript is spliced from 6 exons. Gene Ontology annotation, cellular component: mitochondrion; mitochondrial matrix. Gene Ontology annotation, biological process: mitochondrial tryptophanyl-tRNA aminoacylation. Lineage: Eukaryota; Metazoa; Arthropoda; Insecta; Hymenoptera; Diprionidae. The record is from RefSeq and is a predicted model, not a curated record. Gene Ontology annotation, molecular function: tryptophan-tRNA ligase activity; ATP binding.